AUGGCCGCGCGAUUGGCUGCACUGAGCGAUGACCAGAAAGAGAAUCUCAAAGCCACAUCGGCGCGAUCCCGCUUCUGUGACCAUCAAUCACCUGGUACAAUUGCGCGUCGAAAGCAAGCCCGCAGCAAUUACUCUCAGUACUGCCAAACGAUCUACGAGAUUAACGACGAGGAAACGAUGUACAGAAGCGAGACCCUCAUUGGUGCACUCCAAUUUUGGAUCGAUACGUAUACGCACAACUUCCGAUCCAUCGAGACCGACUACCACUCCCGUGUGUCGGGACACAUCCAUAUGGUCGCCGUCGAACAAGGACUAUUGACAAGAAGCCGAGAGCGAAAUGAACUCGGCGAGCUCGAGCUGGGUCUGAUGUAUGCCAGGGUCAUGACACUCCAAGAGAGCUCGAUUACGGUCGGCAAGGGCUACCAGCAGGGUGCUCCCCGCGGCGGCGCUAUGAGCGACAGCAUACCCACGCGCACUGAGGCUCAUACACCCCAGUGGUCCGACGUAAAGUUCGAGAGGUUCGAACAAAACUACUCUUGCCUGGUAACGUUUCGCUUCAACAAAGGACACCAGGACCCGCACCGACAGAGCAGCCGGGACGGCUCCAGAGAGUUCUUUUUUGCCCCCAAACAAGAGCGCCUCCACUUAGACAUCAGUGCCCUCCUGUUUGCGGAAGCGUAUACUCGCGGCCUGUUCGUUCACCCGCUAGACGUUCUGCUGACCAACGACGCUAUUCGUUUCCCUGUAACCAGAGGAGAAGUCGCCAGGCAGGCAGUCUUCGUCGCGGCUAAUACGAAGGGCCAACUCAUACCAGAUCAAGAAAUGCGACAAGUCGCCCUAAACAAACACCUACAGGACUUCAGCCUCGCCGUCGGGAUCCUUUGUUACUUUUCUAUGUAUUCGUUCCGACGACAGGCGGCGCAGGAAGCGAAGAGCGAGUAUUCAAGCGAGGACGCAAUGGCGCUACUCGGCCACCGCGCGAGCAACCCAGAUACUCUCCGCCAUUACGACAAGCAUGGCUUCGACCGAAGGGACAUGACUUCAUUCAGGCUGGGUGGCGUGCAACUCGAAGAUGCAUCCAUACGUAAAUUCUUCUCGCCCUCCAAUCGACUCGACGCAUCGUCCGGAGUACCAGGCAGAUCUCUAAAGCAAGAGGUCCACGCACGCGUACGCCAGAUGAUCAUCUUAGACCCUGAGUACAAGAAAUUCGAGGCCGACCUACACGGCAUCCUAAGCCAAAUCCACCACAAGCUGCAAGAGUGCAACCUCAUCUUGCCCGAAGAAGUAUACAGCAUCGAGAGCCGCAACAUCGGCAAGUGCGAAAAGAUGAUGGGGGGUAUCGAGGAGGCCGCGAUCAUGGAACUCAGGGGAAAGUUGGACGAACGUAUCGUUCUGCGGAAAUUUGCCCGUGUGGCUGUCACUCAGCGCACCAAGGAAGCCCUUCGCAAGAGCAUCGAGAGCACAUCGGCGGAGAGAGGAAGGAUGGGGCAGUAUGUGAACGAGAUGGACAUUAAAGGAGCAGAAGAUGACGAAUACGUGGAAAUCGUCAUCGAGCUCGUCGGCUGGCAAUGCACGGAUCAGUCUAGCCGAUCUACCUGGGGCCAUUUCUUGACGCCUCGGGUUCGAUCCGAAGAGGUGAUCGUCCGGCUGAGUGGUCCACGCAGAUCCAUAGUCGAAAAGUUCAUCUGCGUCACCAAGCACGACACAAAAACCAUCGCCACUAUGCUCGUAGACCGCAUGAGCAAACUGAAUGUCAUCCGCUCAGUAGGCUUCCCCCGCUACGUUCAUCGAGCAAUACCAGAUUCAUCGCGACAUCCUGCUGCAUCACUUCCAAACCUUCCGAUGGAACUCCUCCUUUGGUUUAUCGACAAUAAUGGUGUAUCCUCUUGCGACAUCCGGUCUCUCCGCCUUACUUGCAAGGAGGUGAAACUGAAAUGCCGUAACAGGUUCUAUGACACCAUCGAAAAGUCUACUGUAUUCUUGCAGCUAGACGCUGGGUUUCCUGCUCGCGCACUGGCGUUGGCAAAGUACCAGGAGUGGAGUGACAACAUCACGUCCGUCCACCUCGAGGUCCCACGAAACAAGUUCUUCUACGCAUCAGAACAGGCGUAUUGGAAUGGAGGAUGGGACAUGAACACCACAAAGGACAAUUUCGCCGAUAUGUGA
Alternaria arbusti is the source of this 2166-nucleotide messenger RNA. RefSeq lists its product as uncharacterized. Lineage: Eukaryota; Fungi; Ascomycota; Dothideomycetes; Pleosporales; Pleosporaceae. The transcript has 6 exons. The record is from RefSeq and is a predicted model, not a curated record. The coding region runs from base 1 to 2166 and encodes 721 amino acids.